Messenger RNA from Zingiber officinale, 1754 nucleotides. RefSeq names its product GATA transcription factor 19-like. The transcript has 2 exons. Gene Ontology annotation, molecular function: DNA-binding transcription factor activity; zinc ion binding; sequence-specific DNA binding. The coding region runs from base 847 to 1587 and encodes 246 amino acids. Gene Ontology annotation, biological process: regulation of DNA-templated transcription; flower development. The record is from RefSeq and is a predicted model, not a curated record. Lineage: Eukaryota; Viridiplantae; Streptophyta; Magnoliopsida; Zingiberales; Zingiberaceae.
GCCUCUUUUGACCGCCCAAUGACCAACUCGAUCUGUCUCCUCUGACCGGCAUCGCCAUGGUUUGCUGCGCCUCUCCCUCUUAAGACUGUGACACCACCGCCGUGUCAUCACACAUCGCCUUGUUCUCGCGUACCGCCAACCCGACGCAUACGUCGUUGUUCUGGCAGUGCUCGUAUUAUAAGAAGCAGAGCAGGCGCAGAGCAGAAGGCAACAACGCAGACCGCCAACUUGCAUCUCUCUCCCUCUCUCUGCAAACCCGAGGAGGGGGCAUCCAUCCACCCCGCUCACUGAGGAGUGACGUGGAGGAGGUGAAGCGAAUUGAAGCGCCAACACUGGCGCUGCACCCAUCCCGGAGGAGGAUCCCUUCUCCAUCUGCACCACAACACGACGCCAUCUUACUGCUCCUCCUCCUGCGCUUCUCUACCCCCCAUGCAAAACAUGCAUUUUAGUAUCCAUUAUCAAACAUAAGUACCCUUCAUCCCAUUCAUUUGUUUAACAUCCUCACUCUGCUUGAGAAUCGACAGACCCCGAUCUCCCACUUCCCGAGUUAACCGCACGUUAUUACCUACAUUGUUUAAUUUAUGCCCCAAAGCCUCAUCAGUAGGUUGCAUUAUAGAAAACCUUUUUCCUCUUUAAAGGACGCACUAGCUCUGUAUAUUGCACUUUGUAGUUCUCAGAUUUUGGUCUUCACUUUUCCCAUCUGGAUGCUAGUCUUCCUCACAGCCACAGGCGCAGUACUACGUGCUCUGUUCCGUUGUUAAAAGAGUUCCCCCACUCCACUCCUUCAUUAUUCUCCCCUUACCCUUGUUUCAGAUUUAUUGUUGCUCUCUUUCUUUGUGCCUAGCCAUGCUGCGCCAGUGCGACCACCAGAGCAGCGCGUACCCCUGCUCUUGCGGGUUCGCCAAUGGCGGCAGCAGCGGCGGUGCCGCCGCCUUCUCGUUUCUUUAUCCAGUGACGACGACGAAGCAGUUCAUGGACGAAGGCUGCGAUGCGGACGUGUAUUCCGGUCGCUCUUCGCCUUCGUCGGUGGACUGCACCUUGUCGCUGGGGACCCCUUCCACUCGUCAAACAGAGCACAAGACAUCGGCGCCGUCCUCCGCCAAGAUCCAACGGCCGUCUUCGUGCAUGUGGGAUAUCCUAUCUCAGUCCAAGAACUCCUCCAUGGGCUCCAAUGCGUCGUCGAAUGGUGGAACAUCGAUUCUGGGCGGUGACCCGCUGCUCCUCGCUCGCCGGUGUGCCAACUGCGACACCACCUCCACGCCAUUGUGGAGAAAUGGACCGCGCGGACCUAAAUCAUUGUGCAACGCCUGCGGCAUUCGCUUCAAGAAGGAAGAGCGCCGGGCGGCAGCGUCCACGGCGCCGCCCUCGUCGUCGCCGGCGGCCGGCGAGUACGGCUACCACCACCGGCAGCACCAGUCACCGUGGAGCUGCUACGCUUCGUCCGCCAUCAAGAACAGCUCGUCACUGACCUUGUACGAUGACGUGGCGGACGCCGGGGAGGCACCGUACCGGCCGUGGCAGUUCAACAUCGCGCCUUCGGCUCAGUUCCCGGUCCGAGACCGGCCCAGCCUUUUCCAAUACAAUUAAUUAGCUAGAAAAAAAUUUGAUGUGCGAGUACUCCAAGUGUUCGAUUAAAAGCCCCAUAGAAGCAGCAUUAAGUUUCAAUCAAUACCACAUUUGCAGCCACCACAAUCGAUAUAAUAUAAAUUAUUAAGUUUUGUUUUUACUAAUUUACCAAUCAUGAAAUCCUUCUA